AUGACUACGGGCCAGUUGGAUGCUCAUUUAACUAACGGGCACAACGGUCACGCUCAUCCACCCGCAACAAUCAAGAAAACCAAAGCAAAGAAAAAUAUGCCUAAUGACGAGGCUUCGCGCCUGCUCCAUGCGCGUAUAUCGCAGUUGGAGCAGGAUGCGGCGGGAGAGAAGGACCAAGAGUUAGAAAUUGAACGUGAAGUAAAGAGGGCGAAUCGAGAUCUUCUUCAGCAGGUUUCUAAGAUGGACAACAUGCAAAAGAUCGAUCACCUUACCAAGAGAUCCAGCGAACUCCUGGCCGAUAUGCGACGACUGGAGCGUGAGAAUCAGAAGAACAAGCGACGUGGGGACAACCUACAGAAGGAGAGAGAUGCAAGCCGAACGGAACUUAGUAAGACUGUGGGUUUGAAGGAGAAGUUGGAAAAGCUUUGUAGGGAAUUGCAGCGUGACAACAACAAGAUGAAGAACGAGAACAAAGAACUUCAGACAACUCAGAAGCGUAACAACACACACUGGGACGAGAAGUACGCCACUCUAUUAUCGAAACUGGAAGGCUACCAAGAAGAAAAGGAUACGCCAAAGAAACAAGUUGUAGACAUGGAAGUCGACGAACUUUUCCGAGUCCGCUUCAAAUCCUUUAUCGAGCAAUAUGAGCUCCGAGAGCUGCAUUUCCACUCGCUAAUGCGCACCAAAGAACUCGAGGUCCAGUACCACAUGGCGCGAUAUGAGAGAGAAAAGAAAAAUGCCGAAGCAGAAUCGACCAAAGCUCGACACCUUCAAGGGCAAGUCCAAGCUUUUACCAAGACCGAAACUGAGCUUAGAAAUCAACUCAAUGUGUACGUCGAUAAGUUCAAACAGGUAGAGGAUACCUUGAACAACAGCAAUGACUUAUUUUUAUCGUUUCGCAAGGAGAUGGAGGACAUGUCCAAGAAAGGAAAGCGAUUAGAGAAAGAGAACGAGGCUUUGAAGCGCCAAAAAGAAGCGACAGCUGCCAACAUCAUCCGUAUGGCCGAAGAACGGCAGGACUGGAAGAAGAAGACAGAAACCGCCGAGAAGAAGACCGAGAAGCUCAGGAGCAUCAUCCAGCAGAUGCAGCAACAGGGUCGUAAGGUGCCACCCGGCAUGAUCAACACUGUCGAGAGCGGUUACUCGGAUAGUCACGGAGGAAACGAGGGCGACGAAAGCGACUACUCUGAUGAAGAGGGCGAAGAAGAAGAACUUAGCGAGUUCGACGACGAUACAGAGGAGGAAACACAAGGCAACGAUCAAGCGACGCCAGUAGCAUACGGUCCUGAGCGUCCUCCUCAGCCAGUUACCUCGGCCGCGACAAACGGGCACUAG
Messenger RNA from Fusarium venenatum, 1338 nucleotides. The record is from RefSeq and is a predicted model, not a curated record. NCBI's taxonomy places the organism in Eukaryota, Fungi, Ascomycota, Sordariomycetes, Hypocreales, Nectriaceae.